AGGCGCGAACGCCACCUACAUUCUCGGAGCCGACUACGUGGGACGCGACGUACUGAGCCGCCUGAUAUACGGCGCGCGCAUCUCGUUGUACGUCGGAAUGGGCAGCGUGGUGGCGGGCAUAACCGUCAGCUUUGUCCUCGGCGUGGCUUUGACUUAUGCCGGCGGCAUCAUGACAUGGUCGCGCAGCGGGUGGUGGACGCCCUGAUGUCAUUGGCGGGUCUGUUGAUCGCCCUGGCGAUUAUGGCGGUGGUAACCCCCUCCCUGAACACCGUGGUCCUUGCCAUCGUCAUCGGCAUGAUCGCGCCGGUGAUCAGGAAGGUCAGAUCGCAGGUGCUAUCGCUCAAAGAACUGGACUACGUAACCGCGGCCCAGGCUAUCGGAGCGCCACCCUGGCGGAUCAUUUUCCGGCACAUCGUGCCCAACUGCUUCGCCACCUACCUGGUGCUGGCCACCUACUAUCUCGGCUUUGCCAUCAUCAUCGAAAGUUCGCUUUCCUUCCUGGGCGUGGGGACGCCGCCCGACCAGCCCAGCUGGGGCGGGAUGCUGGUGCGGGCUGCCUCGGCCCACGUGAAGAGCGGCCCCUGGCUGGCGAUCUUCCCAGGGCUCGCCAUCUUCGUAGUGGUGAUGGGUUUCAACCUGCUGGGCGACGCUUUGCGUGACGUGUUCGAC
Messenger RNA from Geodia barretti, 669 nucleotides. Lineage: Eukaryota; Metazoa; Porifera; Demospongiae; Tetractinellida; Geodiidae. The record is from the annotation of a GenBank genome assembly.